Molecule: messenger RNA, 1005 nt
Organism: Mesocestoides corti
Lineage: Eukaryota; Metazoa; Platyhelminthes; Cestoda; Cyclophyllidea; Mesocestoididae
Source: the annotation of a GenBank genome assembly
AUGUCUAUUUUUGAGUUUGAAGAAAAUAUCCCCAUCCACGCGGAAACGCCAUCAUGGGGCGCCGAAACCACCGGCAAUAAGUCGUCAGUUGAGAAGGUCGGAUUUCAAGUCGUGAUUUCAGCAUCCCAAGAGAGAAAGGAGAGCAAGACGCAGUCAGGACUUGCACAAACAAAGAAUCUAAGCGAGUCUUUUAGCUGUAUAGAUCCGAAAAAUGAGGAAUUACUAUGUCGCCAGGACCAGACCCCAAAUAUUUCGUUUGAUGAUACCGCCGACCAUCCAGCUGGCGGUUCCGAACAAGAAGUAGUGAAUGAGAUAGCUGAGUAUAAAGACCAUGAUAUGGUGAGCGAUGUGAAUACAGACUUAAUGGCCUUGGAAUCUCAAAAGUUGAGCCACGAUUUAGCAAUGUUGGCACUCGACAGUGCUGAAUUUAAGAUAAAAACGCUCAUUGGUAGCGUCCUAAGCUCCGAGGUUCCAGUGAAUUUAGAAAACAUUGAGAAGACUGAAGCACUAAACGAGCGAAUUUACGGAAGAUACCAGACUCAUGACUCCUUCGAUUCGGCAACCCUACAGACAGCAGCCUUUAAUCCAAGACCAAUUGGCGCAAGUUCAGACAACAUGAUGCUUUACACGAAGCCCCCUACAGGCCAGCAUUAUCCUCCAUACUCACCUCCUGGUAGCUUUCCAUUGCCUUUUUUUACGAGAAGACAUCACUAUAUUGCAUUUGUCGGUCAUUGCACACCCAACUGUCCCUCUACCUGGCAUUUGCAGGCCGACAAAACCGUCUACUCAACCCUGUCUUUACUUGAUUCAAUUAACCUUAGUCGGAAAAUGCUUGGAUCCUAUACUGAGGCUCUGGAGAAUGAAACAGUGGCUGGGGAAGAUAAUAACAUCGAAAGUGUUAUUGAGCAAAUUAAACAAAUGAUGAAGUCCCCGACUUUCAACCGGUCGAAUCUCAGAACUUUGGAAAAAUUCAUAUCGGAAGCAGCGAAGUCAAGUGAACAGUGA